This is a messenger RNA of Ictalurus punctatus (channel catfish), 6912 nucleotides long. RefSeq names its product gamma-aminobutyric acid type A receptor subunit beta4 (gene gabrb4). The transcript has 10 exons. The record is from RefSeq and is a predicted model, not a curated record. Gene Ontology annotation, cellular component: neuron projection; GABA-A receptor complex; synapse. Gene Ontology annotation, biological process: signal transduction; regulation of membrane potential; chemical synaptic transmission. Gene Ontology annotation, molecular function: GABA-A receptor activity; extracellular ligand-gated monoatomic ion channel activity; neurotransmitter receptor activity. The coding region runs from base 1456 to 2994 and encodes 512 amino acids. NCBI's taxonomy places the organism in Eukaryota, Metazoa, Chordata, Actinopteri, Siluriformes, Ictaluridae.
CAUGUGCAUGGUGUGUCCUUGUGGUGAAGUCUGUGGCCGGUGUAAAAACCUCUCCAGGAUACACCCGGCGCAUUUUAAUGGGUUGCAGGGUGACUCGAGCAGCGCGCGCGGCAUCCAAUCCCCAGUGAUACAGCGUGCGCAAAUACUACUUUCCAUCUUUGGGCUUUUUUAUUUAUUUCUUUUCCUGACAAACCUUACAAUCUUUACUCACUGAUCACACCGAGAGAGAGAGAGAGAGAGAGAGAGAGAGAGAGAGAGAGAGAGAGAGAAACAAAGCAAAACAAAACAUGAUGUCGAUUUUUCUCCAAUCCAGCCAUCUAAGCGUAAUCCUGGGUACUAUUUUCCGCUCUUGAUUUCCUUUCUUUCUUUCUUUUUUUUUUUUUCUUCCCCCCCCCUCCUCUUUCUCUCUCUCCAUGUCGGCUCGUGGAGGCGUUCUUCAAGCUGAAGUGUGUCAUCGUGUGUCGGCCGCCGUUUCUCCCCGAACAUGCUGGGCUCCUCCACACACACAUAACGCACCGAGGAUCGGCGUCGCGCCGCGUUUCCAGCAGGACGCGUUUCCAAACCUGGACUAUUAUACGCUUUUUUUAUUCUGAUCGAGUUCACAAGACGCCGUUUCCCCCCCCUUUCUACAAGGGUUUGCUUUCUUCAACUUCAUAAAAGGGGGUAACCACAGACUACUAGACGCUCUGACGUCCGCAUCCCAGAUUUUUAAUGUGCAUAUUGUUUUGCUUUCCUCCAGCAGUCGGAGAAACGAACCUCGUCCCUCCAGCAGCCGUCACGCGGGGAUGCUUGUGUAGAUUUCCGUGGGGUUUAUUAUUUUUUUGGUUUGUUUGUUUGUUUGUUUGUUUGUUUUAUCCACCGCACCCCCUAAAUCUCCCAACAUCUUUUCGAGCCGAAGGAGGAAAAGACAACAUCCUUAAAGCAUCCUAGUGUGGAGCAGAUCCCCGGAACCAUGGCUCGUCCGCAGAUUCGGACCGGGAUUUAAUUCAUCUGAGUGACACGAAGGCGCCACUUUUCUGUCUUUCUUUCUUUCAUUUAUUCUUUCUCUCGUUUUUUCCCCCCCUUUUCUUUUUAUUUUUGGCUUUUUCCCCCCCGGUAGACCCUUUUUUCGUUACUUGUGAAUUAAAGUGAAAUGUAAUCAUGAUGUGUGAUGUGCUGUUGGUCGAGCUGCUCUGUGAUCUGUACGGAUUUCCAUAACCGGGGAAAACACCUUGGGACCAAUUACGAGCUUUUUAAAUACCCCACUUCUCUGCUCUUUUUUUUUUUAUUGCAGAGCAAUCACACAUGUGAUCCAGUGGGUUUGAUUUGAGCGAUUGAUUUGGCCCGUUUUAUUCCCCUUUCCGUUCCCUGUGUUGGAUUUUUUUUUUUUUUUUUUUUGUUCUAAUCUUUGAUCGUUUUGGACCACGGGCGGUUGGAUUACUGAAGGUGUACAUAUAUAUAAACGGAUUUGUGGAAAUGUUGGGUCCUCACCAAGAAACAAUAUGUGGAAUUGUCUCUGCUCUGACAGUGUUGUCGUCUGUCUGCUUUGUACAAUGCAAUUCUGCGGCAUCUGGAAUAUCUGUGGCCAAAUCGACAGUGGACAAACUGUUGAGGGGGUAUGACAUCCGUCUCCGGCCGGAUUUUGGAGGUCCCCCAGUCAUUGUGGGAAUGAGCAUAAAUAUCGCCAGCAUUGACUCCAUCUCAGAAGUCAACAUGGACUACACCAUCACUAUGUAUUUCCAGCAGAGCUGGCGGGACAAACGGCUGGCGUACGCAGAGAUGGCACUCAAUCUGACCCUCGACAACCGCGUGGCCGAUCAGCUUUGGCUACCUGACACCUAUUUCCUGAACGACAAGAAGUCCUUCCUGCACGGGGUGACAGUCAAGAACCGCAUGAUCCGGCUCCACCCCGAUGGCACGGUGCUGUACGGACUGAGAAUAACCACAACGGCUGCAUGCAUGAUGGACCUGAGGAGAUACCCCCUGGACGAGCAGAACUGUACCCUGGAGAUUGAGAGCUAUGGAUACACCACAGAUGACAUUGUGUUCUUCUGGCAAGGAGGGGACAGUGCUGUGACCGGAGUGGACAAACUGGAGCUGCCGCAGUUCUCCAUCGUGGAGCUGCGUCUUGUGUCCAGAGAAGUGAGGUUCACGACAGGCUCGUAUCCCCGGCUGUCGCUGAGUUUUCGCAUCAAGAGGAAUAUAGGCUACUUCAUCCUACAGACCUACAUGCCCUCGAUCCUGAUCACCAUCCUUUCCUGGGUGUCCUUUUGGAUCAACUAUGACGCCUCUGCUGCUAGGGUGGCACUCGGGGUCACCACGGUACUCACUAUGACAACCAUUAACACCCACCUGCGGGAGACCCUCCCAAAGAUCCCCUAUGUGAAAGCCAUCGAUGUCUACCUCAUGGGCUGCUUCGUUUUCGUGUUCCUGGCCCUUCUCGAAUAUGCCUUCGUCAACUACGUGUUUUUCGGACGAGGACCCCAGCAGCAAAAGAAAAUCAACGAUCGCCUCAACAAAGCUAACAACGAACGCCCACGUUAUGAGGACAAACGCCUGCGAGACCAGGACUCCAUUUCAGCGCCGUUUCAAACCAACACCCUCAGGUCAUACACACAGCGAAGAAAUCUGUAUCUCGAGGAACAAAGAAAAGUUGGGGUGGACGCUUACGGAAACAUCCUGCUCACCACGCUGGAGAUGAACAAUGAGGUGAUGCCGUCAGACGUGGGCAGCAGCGUAAGUGACUCGCGCAACUCUGUCAUGUCGUUUGACAGCUCGGGCGUGCAAUUCCGUAAGCCUGUCGGUUCCUCACGUGACGGCUUUGGCCAUCACUCGCUGGAGCGCGGCGCCAUGCGCAGCCGCGCCAACUGCCGUCUGCGGAGGCGCUCGUCCAAGCUCAAGCUCAAAAUCCCCAACCUGACGGAUGUUAGCACCAUUGACAAGUGGUCGCGCGUGAUUUUCCCCAUCACGUUUGGAUUCUUCAACCUCAUCUACUGGUUGUACUACGUGAAUUGACACACAACGUCCCCCCAGGAAACAUGGGCCAUAUUUUGAGAGCACACACUGAAUUGGCUUUGAUACAAUUGGAAAAUAUGUAUACACAUAUAGGAAAAGUUCAUACAUAUGUAUAUGCAUAUUUCUAUAUCUUAUAUUUCUAUACACAACAAUGCGGAAAGGACUUUUCUGAUGUAAAAAAAAAAAAAAAAAAAAAAAAAAAAAAAAAGUAUUAUAUAGAUUGACUUGAAUGUUUAAGAAUCAUGUGAGACAAACAUUUCUUCUACUUCUGAAACUAACAAACACACGAACAAGAAAAAAAAAAUCCUCCUGAGGGUUUGGAACUAAGGACUGCAUGAUAUUUUUGCUAAAAGAAAGAUUGCAAGAUAUACAGAAAAGGAUACAGCAGAGCAUCCUCAUUUGGCUUUUUAUUGAUACAUACUGCAAUCAACCUUUCCAAAAUGCAGCUCAUGAAAUCAGUCAUGGCUCGUAUGCUUUUGGGCACAGACCAGGCAGAACACAUUCCCUCAGCCCCCAAUCCUCCAUUCAGUGCGCCUCCUUUCCUCCAGUCCCUCAUGGAAGGGACUCACAAGUUGUUUUUUUCCCCCGCCCCCGAUUCUAUGCUGUACAGCAACGUCAUCCUUUGGAUUAUGUGUUGUUUCCUUGAUUUUUCUGUGAGAGACCUUUCUCUUUCCUAGGUAUAAAGCUCUGGUCAUUGGUUUACACUGGACGGCCAAAAAAAACAAAACAAAACAAAACAAAAAAAAACACAAGCCCCGCCCAGAGUCUUCUUUUUCGUGUUUUUUUUUUUUUUUUUUUUUUUUUUUUUUCCUCUUAAUUCCAUUUUUGCGAGUCUUGGGAAUUACUUUCAUUUUGGUUGUAAGGAUUCUGACUACUCUGGUUGCUAUUAUUUUGUCUUUGGAAAAAUUCAUACGUUCUGGGGAGAGCAGUUUAAUUAAGCAUAGAGUUAUAGAGUUAGCGCAUUUGCUAGAUAACGAGCCACCUAUAUGCAUUGUUCAUCUUUGUUUUUGUUUUUGUUUUGUUUGGAGAAAAAGGAAAACGGCAUCACGUGUACAUUUACUCAAUAUCCUCAUCGAAUAUGGUUAGGUAGUAUAACUGUACUCUUACUUUAUUCUUGUUCCUAGUGAUAUCCAUCUGUUUUGUAGAUAAAGUACGCAUCGUCAUCAUCGACUUUGUGUUGUGUGAGGACGUGAAAAAAAAAAAAGGGACGGUGGUGAGCUACAAGUUGUUUGUCUGAGCUUGGUUUUGAAGUUAGUCCAUCAACUAUAUGAAGUUGUAUUUAAAAAAAAAAAAAAAAAAGAAAGAAAAGAAAAAGAAUAAUGUGUAUUAAAACAGAACAGACGGUCAUUGUUUUCAAAUCUGCUGAAUAUUUAAAUGAUCAGCCCAUUGUGUGACCUGAUAUUGUAUGUGAUAAUUCACUCAUCUUUAACGGCCCAUUCUGAGAACAAUUCAAUAUGUUUGGGGUUUUUGUUUGUUGUUGUUUUUGUUUUUUGUUUUUUCGUUGUUGUUUUUUUUUUUUUUUUUUUUUGGUUCCUCUAAAAUGUGCCUGUCUGCAACCUGAAGUAGGUGUCCUCAAUCGAUCACUGAAGUAAAAGAGGGCUAAAUGGCGCUCGAUCUUUGACCUGCAGACCCACCCACAGCCCUGAUGUUACACAUCUUAGGAUUCAAUCCCAAAGACUGAUGACAUCAGCAUGAUCAGGAAAAAAAAAAAAAAGAAAAAAAAAAAAAAAGAGCUUCUGAGUCUUAACGGGGCAAAAUAAGAUGUACGAUAAAAGCCAUGAACUGACGUGACAACCAAAAAGGCCUAUAAACCCAUUCUUAUGUCAUUCUUAUGAAUUUCAGUGUAAUAUCCUCUCAUCAUGUCAUGCAGCAAACCUCAUGUACGUAACCACCGACACCGGUUCUUACGAGAUCCAUCUAGCUCCAUUCAAAGCUGCCCGGGUCUCUCAAAGUCGCAAGGUCUGCAAGGUUGGGUCAGUCCCUCAGGAGGUACAAAAUGGAUGCGGAUUGCAAGGGCUUUGUCUUUGAGUAGACGUCAGGGCCGGUGGAGCUCGAGAGCCCUGAAAUCUUCUGCGGUCAGGAAGCGGAGGACGUUCUGAGCAGGUCUCAGUUCUCAGAGCCGAGUAGAUUCCUCCGGCUCUCGGCUCGCUCUCGUCACACACCGUCCACCGUUCCGUACAAGAACAUGGGUCAAGCAGGAUUAAUAGCGAGAGAAGAAAAAAACGAGUGACACCUUUGGUAUGGUAUACUCAAAGGAAACAUGGAAAAGAUGGUUAAAGAUGCUCAUCAUUGACACCAAUCUGCUGACUACAGUGCAGGGUCUGGUUGCAAAAUACCUUUAUAUCAAGUGUAGCAAUGUUGUGUGUAAAUUCCACGAACCAGCACCGAAUGCAUGAAUGAAAACAGAGAUGAGGUUUCCUGCAUUUUAAUGUUUAGAUACGAAAGCGAUGUAACGAAGGACAUCAGAAGAAUUCGGUUUCUACUCAUAUCGUAUAAUCAAACGUCGUAAAGGAUAAGCUGGUUAGUCUAGCACAGUCUGCUCACCUGAAUCCGUGUAGAUUUCACCUCGGGGAGCUGGAGAGCGGCGAUUCCUUCAUGUUUACUCCACGAAGGAGAGAAAAGUGACUUGACGUAAUCGUGACCGUCGCGUCCGUGGAAGCGAAAGGCAUUUCCCAGAAGGUUUUACUUUGCUCAUGAGGUCACUUAUUUAUUCGCAAAAAGUCAAUGUUGCUCGAACGCUUGAAUGGUAGCCAUCGGUUUUCAUUCGGUCGCCCCUGCUUGCACAUCCCGACAAAUAUGUGGAGAAAAACGAUAUUUCUACACGACAGACUUAUCAAACAGCUAUCAGAUGAUUUAAGGCACGGUAUUUAUCUUUGAACCGACACUACACAGUAGAACAAACAAAGACUAAGAUGGAUUAUCAAGAGACGAUUUUACAUAAAAGUUACUCUGCUUCACAUGUCAAAGCAAAUGCCCUCACGCUGUGGUUUAUACUGUAUAUUAGAUUAUUGACUAAUAAUCUGAUCAAUUAGCAACCUAACUAUCAUUCGUUUCCUACUGGAUUAGCAGUUUCUAUGCACGCCGCAGAACUCGGUUAAACGAUCGGAAAUGUCAUUGGUCAGGAUGCAAACGAAACCGCCGAGCGCUCCCCUUCCUACUGAAAAAUAAACGUUUUGUCUCCGUCAAGUCAGUCAUCAUGUCAUCUCCACGAAUUACGUUGACGAUCGGCGUGUACUUGUAGCACCAGCAGCACUCGGCUAAUUCAUCUUAAACGUUGAACUUCGGUUAAAUUUCGGGUGGAACGGUGAUUUGUCGUGGGCGCCGUCGGCUCCCUGCGAGAUUUGCCUUAAUCAGAUCACAAAAGCAUUUGUUCACACGGACUUUAUCGCAGCAAUACAAUGCAAACACCACACAGCGAGUCGAUUUCAAGCCUUAACGGUCAUAAACGUCAUUAUAAUCACGCCUAGUUGUAGACUGAGAUCAGUUACAGAAAACGUUUGGUUAGAUUUGAUCAAAUCUGCUUUAAUCCUAUCCUGUACUUGUACUUCUACCUAAUAGUGGUGCAUGUACAUCAUAAUAAUAAGGACGAUCCAAAUUCCUGUUCGAGACCUAGCGCAGCACUGUUGCUAACACGACCAAAAUGAGCCACGUGAAAUCAAUACUCAAUUCGCAGACCAUCACGGCAGGUUUUUUUUUUUUUUUUUUUUUCUUUUCCCAAAAGGCGCUACUCGACAAUACGGUAGUCGGAAUCUGUCUUAAAAAAAACAACAAAAAAAAAAACAGGAGUGUCCACGUGCAUUGCUUCAUCGCUAAGUCGUUAUUUCAUCGUUAUUAGUUUCACGUAAGUGUAAAAAAUCGAUAUCUAAGACCGAUAUGCUAGUUUACAGUGGUUAACUGGCCAAAAUACUUAAAUAUAUG